AUGGAAGCAUGCGACACCUAUAGAAGAGAUUUCUUCCGCCUUGGUUUCGCAUGGCCGCAACGAAACACUUCAGGUGUCAUCGUUGGGUGGCAAAGUGCAAGAGCAGGGAUACGAAACGGGGGGGAGGUUGAAGUUAAAACAAAGCGUUUGUGGGGUUGCACCUCUCCACGUGUCGUGAGGACGUUCAAAGCAGAAUAA
This is a messenger RNA of Trypanosoma brucei brucei TREU927, 198 nucleotides long. RefSeq lists its product as hypothetical. NCBI's taxonomy places the organism in Eukaryota, Euglenozoa, Kinetoplastea, Trypanosomatida, Trypanosomatidae. Bases 1 to 198 code for a protein of 65 amino acids. The transcript has a single exon. The record is from RefSeq and is a predicted model, not a curated record.